UUCUGCAAACGAACCCUUAGCCGCAGAUUCCCCCUCUCUGCGUUUUCUCCUUGUCUGAAUCUAUAAGCGCUACUCUCUGGCUCCGCUCGUUUUUCUUCUGGCAACGUCAGCUCUCUGUCUCUCUUCUUCUGUCUCGUGCCUGCUCGAGGAAAUUUAUGAAAAACCAUCAACGAAUUAUUCUGAUGCUACUUUAGCUGAAGCCUUUUGUGGGAAUCUCCUGAAGUUUUCAAGACCCUAAUUGCAUGUAUGUUGAGACUGGUUCCGGUCUGCAAAGGUGGGCGCUUUACAGGAUUUUUGCAGCCUCUCGGAGCAUUUCUUAGAGAAUUUUCAGCACCUGCAAAUGCAUUGCAAGAUUGUUGGAAAGAUGGGAAUGAAAUUAAGUAUGGUAGAGAGAUUGAUGUUCACAUGCUUUUCAGAUGUUGCACUAAAUUGCAAUCAGCAAAAUGCCUUCACGCGCGUCUCAUUGUGUCCAACGCAAUCCAAAACGUAUGCAUCUCUGCUAAGCUUGUUAAUCUCUAUUGUUAUCUUGGGAAUGUUGUGUUGGCUAGGCAUGCUUUUGACCAUAUCCAGAACAGAGAUGUUUAUGCUUGGAAUGCGAUGAUCUCCGGUUAUGUCCGUCUGGGAAGUUCCUCAGAAGCUAUUAGGUGUUUUAGCCUCUUCAUGCAGACUUCUGGAUUACAACCUGAUUACCGCACUUUCCCUUCGGUCUUGAAAGCUUGUAGAAAUCUGCUUGAUGGGAUGAAGAUUCAUUGCACGGCUUUGAAGUUUGGUUUUUUGUGGGACGUCUUUGUUGCUGCGUCACUGAUCCAUUUGUAUUGCCGGUAUGGACCGGUGACGAAUGCACGCAGACUGUUUAAUGAAAUGCCCUUUCGAGACAUGGGUUCUUGGAAUGCAAUGAUUUCUGGGUAUUGUCAAAGUGGGAAUGCUAAAGAGGCGCUAACUCUAUCUAAAGACCUGAAAGUCAUGGAUGCAGUUACUAUUGUAAGCCUCCUUGCGGCUUGCACAGAGGCCGGUGAUUUCAGUAGAGGAGUUAUGAUUCAUUUAUACUCGAUUAAACAUGGGCUGGACUCUGAAUUGUUUGUUUCCAACAAGCUGAUUGAUUUGUAUGCUGAAUCUGGUGACCUUAGGGGUUGCCAAAAGGUUUUUGACAGGAUGAUUGUGAGGGAUUUGAUUUCUUGGAAUUCUAUGAUUAAGGCUUACGAGUUGAAUGAGCAGCCGCUUAGAGCGCUUUGGCUGUUUGAAGAGAUGAGGUUAAACAGAAUUCAACCAGAUUGCCUUACUUUGAUUAGUUUGGCUUCUAUACUUGCGCAGUUAGGGGACAUUCGAGCUAGUAGAUCUGUGCAGGGUUUCACUUUGAGGAAAGGAUGGUUCUUGGAAGAUAUUACCAUCGGAAACACAGUUGUGGAUAUGUAUGCAAAACUAGGCCUUGUAGAUUCAGCAAGAGCAGUGUUUAAUUGGCUCCCGAGUAAAGAUGUGAUCUCGUGGAAUACCAUAAUAUCUGGUUAUGCUCAAAACGGUUAUGCUAGUGAAGCGAUUGAAAUGUAUAACAAAAUGGAAGAAGAAGGUGGAGAGAUAACCGCUAACCAAGGGACUUGGGUGAGCGUUUUGCCCGCUUGUUCUCAGACUGGAGCAUUGCGUCAAGGUAUGAAAAUCCAUGGCCGUCUCUUGAAGAAUGGCCUUUAUUUUGAUGUUUUUAUUGGAACAAGCCUUGCUGAUAUGUAUGGAAAAUGUGGACGGCUAGACGAUGCACUCUCUUUGUUUUAUCAAAUUCCUAGAGUCAACUCGGUGCCAUGGAACACCUUAAUAGCUUGUCAUGGGCUCCACGGUCAUGGCAAGAAAGCAGUGAUGCUGUUUAGAGAGAUGCUUGAUGAAGGAGUGAAGCCAGAUCACAUUACAUUUGUGACUCUGUUAUCAGCUUGUAGCCAUUCUGGACUAGUAGACGAGGGUCAAUGGUGCUUUGAGAUGAUGCAAACGGAUUAUGGCAUAGCACCGAGCUUGAAACAUUACGGUUGUAUGGUAGAUUUGUUUGGUCGAGCUGGUCAGUUAGAAACCGCUUUUAACUUUAUAAAAAGCAUGCCGCUUCAGCCUGAUGCAUCUAUUUGGGGAGCUCUUCUCAGCGCUUGUAGAGUCCAUGGAAACGUUGAUUUGGGCAAGAUUGCAUCUGAACAUUUAUUCGAGGUUGAACCUGAGCAUGUUGGGUAUCAUGUUUUACUGUCAAACAUGUAUGCUAGUGCUGGAAAAUGGGAAGGAGUUGAUGAGAUACGGUCCAUUGCUCGAGGCAAAGGUUUGAGGAAGAUACCUGGUUGGAGCUCAAUGGAAGUAAACAACAAAGUCGAAGUCUUUUACACGGGAAACCAAACGCAUCCCAUGUAUGAAGAGAUCUACAGUGAACUAACGACGUUACACGCGAAAAUGAAGAUGAUUGGGUACGUACCGGACCAUAGAUUUGUGUUGCAGGACGUGGAAGACGAUGAGAAAGAGCACAUCCUUAUGAGUCAUAGUGAAAGAUUGGCUAUUGCGUAUGGACUUAUUGCCACUCCACCAAAGACAACGAUUCAGAUUUUUAAGAAUCUGAGGGUAUGCAGUGAUUGCCAUAGCGUUACCAAGCUCAUAUCGAGAAUCACUGAGAGAGAGAUCAUUGUGAGAGAUUCAAACCGGUUUCAUCAUUUCAAGGAUGGUGUCUGCUCUUGUGGUGAUUACUGGUGAUUCUAAACCGAAUAUGAUACAUUUGGUGGAGCUAGCUUGUCCUCAGAUUCUUUGUGCAAUAAAGAGUUGCAAAGAGCUGUUUUAACACAACAGAGCUCUUAUUUUAAAUUUUCGGUUUGGAAUCAGCAAGUAAUAAAAGUGUCAUCAUUUGA
Molecule: messenger RNA, 2858 nt
Organism: Eutrema salsugineum
Lineage: Eukaryota; Viridiplantae; Streptophyta; Magnoliopsida; Brassicales; Brassicaceae
Product: pentatricopeptide repeat-containing protein At4g33990
Exons: 3
Coding region: 247-2706 (819 amino acids)
Biological process (GO): RNA modification
Molecular function (GO): RNA binding; protein binding; zinc ion binding
Source: RefSeq, a predicted model, not a curated record